ACAAAGUUUGCUAACAUCAUUCACUUCAAAGAUACCUUACUCUCUUUCCAUGAGGAAUUGAAGCUCAAUUUCCAAUAGGCAUCUCCAAGAGAAAGAAACAUCAUCACAAAAAAACUCACAUGAACAUUGAAAUGUCCACCAAACAAACUACUAAUAUGGGUCAUGUAGAUGAAGACUACAUUGAAAUGGAACUAAGUUCUUCCUCAAACUUCUUCUCUUACUCCAUUGAUUCACCACCAAAGAGUAGAGAGUUUGAAUUCCAAAUGACUUGUGUCUCCAAUGAAAAAGAUUCCAAAACUACCCCUGCUGAUGAUCUCUUCUACAAAGGAAAACUCCUCCCUCUUCACCUGCCACCUCGUCUUCAAAUGGUUCAAAACCUUCUUGAAAAUCCCAAUUUAGAAGAAGAUACCACUUUUCUUUUUAACACCUCCACUUUUGCUAGUUACAUCCCUCUUGAAUCAUGCAACAUUUCAUCUUCAGAGUCAUGCAGGGUAAGUAGUAGCAGUGAAGUGAAUCAUGAUGAGUUCUCAUUUGGUUUUGUUAGCGAUGUGCCAAAGAAACAUUCAUGGCAUAAGAAACUUAAACAAAUGAACCAUUUUUUGUUUUGUCAAACACUCAAAUCUUCAAAAACUUAUCUUAAAUCUUUGUUCAACAAAUCUGGUUGUUCAGACAAAACAUCAUGUGCUAGUGAUGCAAACAAGGUUGUUUUUGGAAGGAAAAACAAAAACCCAUUUGAGAUUGUUUAUGAUAAUAAGAAACAGUUGAAUAUUGAAGAUGAUUUCAUCAAUCAUAGGAAAUCUUUUUCUGGUAUUGUUCAAAGACAUUGUGGUGGUAACAAGUCUUCAUCUUUAUCAACAUCUUCAUCUGGGUCUAGUUCUACUUCUUCAUCUUUUUCUUUUAGUUCAGCUGGCUACUAUGAUUUACAGUUGUUUAAGAGGAGUAUUAGUGCUAAUUAUGAGUUGGAAUGUUCUGUUGAAGGAGCUAUUGCACAUUGUAAACAGUCUCAGUCUCAGCAACAAUGUUGUUCAAAGAAUGGUGAAGAUGAUGGUACGAUUUGUUCUCAAUUUGGUUCAAAAGUUGAAAUUUGUGGAGAUAAAGAAAAUGAAAAACAGCAACACUUUCCAGUGAGUGAGGUGUAGAAAAUUCUGUAAAAGAAGAAAGAAUGAGACAUUUUUCCUAUGAAAUGCUGUUGCAUUUUAAUGGAGUUUUAUGUUUUGGUUUUGAAUUAAAAGUGUGGUCUUUUACAUCAUUAAUUUGUUCAAAAUUGAUAUUCUUGCUCUUCUUAGUGUUCUUGUACAUUUUUGUCAGUAGUAAGUAAUAUUGAAUCCCUUUGAAGUACCAAUAUUAACAUCAAUAGCUAA
Molecule: messenger RNA, 1361 nt
Organism: Cicer arietinum (chickpea)
Lineage: Eukaryota; Viridiplantae; Streptophyta; Magnoliopsida; Fabales; Fabaceae
Product: probable membrane-associated kinase regulator 3
Cellular component (GO): plasma membrane
Molecular function (GO): kinase inhibitor activity
Source: RefSeq, a predicted model, not a curated record